GAGGUUGUCAUUCAGACGCCAGUCGCGGUGGUGUGCGCACGCGUGGUACCGCAGUUCGUCCGUUGUUUUUAACGAAUCCAUAUUAUAUAUGUAAACAUUGGACGUUCACGUGCAAGCACAGUUAAAUAAACUGUUGAAGCCUCUCGUUCGCGGUUGAAUAACAGUGCGGGCCGAUUGAUACGAGUGUUUUCAUAUUUUAUCCGCUGUGUGACUCGACAUCGAUUUUACAUUUUCGAAGUCAAGUAUAAUAAAAUGCGGUUUCGUUUUACGAGUUUCGUGCUUCGGACUGGAAUGCGCCGCGCGAUAGUGACAAAAAGUUGUGUGCACCACGAGUUUAUGUGAUAUUAUAAUUCACCGUUGGAAUGCUUGUCUAACUUUUAGUUUACGGCGAGUUUCCACGAAAGUUCGAUGGUGAUUUAUAAAUAGAUUGUGUGGGGUUUCAUAACCCGCGUGGGUUACUAAAUGGGAACGAAAUCUGUAUAUUGUGUAAAUCUUUGUUUUUGUGCGCCCACUGUGAAGCACCGCAAGUUUUUGUUUUAGUCAUAACUCGUGUUAAUCGCGUCCUUGACUAGAAAUAAAUCUGCACAUGCGUAAACGUAACCGUAACUAUAUACGAUCAAGAUGAUGUGGCCUUCCUCUCAAGCGAGCAAAAUCCUAACUCUACUAUUGUUCAUCGUCGUAGUAUACUGUCUUUAUAUGGACACUUUACUGUACUUACGAAUACAGAAAUACAAUUUAGAUAUAUUCGAACAUAAUGAGAAUAUCACGCAAGAAUCGUCGACGCACAAGACGAUUGUGCCUCUGCGGAAUUAUGAGGACGAAAUUUGGAUACCGUGCACAAUAAACCCUUUAUGUCACCCGACCGUGAAAGCGCUAAUGGUCGAUCACAUAAACCAUUACAUAUACGGGCCACUGUGUUCCAUACUCGACAUGACGCUCGGUAUAUCCGAGAAAAUGUUAUUCUUAACGCCAAACAUGAUAUCGUUCUCUCAUGUCGUUAUCGCUUUAAUAGGCGCAAAGUUACUGACCUGUCAAAAUUUGGCUGCCAGGCGCGUUGGCAUAGUUUUAUUCCAAAUAAGAAUGUUCUUGGACGACUUAGACGGUCACGUAGCAAGGGAGAGAAAGCAUAUAAAAGGGGAACGAUCAGAAGUUGGUACUCUGGGUUACUGGGUUGAUGGUAUAUGCGAUUUAAUUGGUGUAAUAUUUAUGAUGGUCGGUAUAUUGCUUUAUUUAAAGAAUAAUCCGCCCAGAAGGGGAUAUAAAGGCACUCCAGUUAGCACUCUACCCUACCACCAGUUGAAGGAAAUAAACUCGAGCGAAGACAUCGAGAAGGAUCACACGACUGAAGGUAUUUCUUACAAAACUAAAGUGUCCUUCCAGAGGAUCGUCCAGGUGCUCGGGCUUUUCUCUGGCCAAAUGUUUCUAUCUUCUUUAGCGUGGAAUAGAUAUAUAGAUUUAUACCAAACUAUGCUUGAAAAUAGCGCAGACUAUGAUAUGUUUAGGCGGGAGAUGGCGUUUAAGUCUAGUAAGUUUUUUAUCGCGACUGGUGUGUGGAGGGUUGUGAAUCCACACAGUUAUUUACACCUGCUGUCCUUGGCCGUGUUCUGUGAUAAGACUUGGUGUUUCUUGAAGGCUGUCCACUACAGCGGGUACAUAGUUUUGGUGGUGACAGCCGCUGGGUCCGAGUAUUUGUUGGAAAACAUUCGUGCGUUUGUCGUUAACGGUAUGGAUGUGUGAGACUGUGAGAGGAAGUGUUCGGUUUCAAUGUAAAACAUACGUCCAUGGUAGGAAGUCUGUUAUACGGAGUCUCAGGUAGAUAUUGAAAGAACUGCCUUAUUCGCCUUUCUAUAUGCGGUUCUCAUAUUUUCUAUCGAUCUUGACGUGGCCAUAUUUAAUAAUUUAUGAGUAAUGAACUUCCUUGCAUUGUUGUUAUUGUAAUAACAGACAGCAACGAUGUAUUGACACCUACUUGUCAAAAUAACUAUAAAAACAAUGUUGGCAAUGGUAAUUGUUUAAACGUUCUUAGUGAGGUCGUGGCCUCUUUAACGCUAUUUCUAUAGUAUUUUAAAUUAUCUGUCUCGCGCAAAAACGAUAAUCUUUAAAUACGUUCCAAAUUCAAAUGUUUGUUAAUUCAAAAACUGUCCAAAUGAAAGUUGUUGUUGUCUCAUAUUAUUGAGAACGAAAGAAAGUGACAGUAGAACUUUUCGUUCAUAAGUUAAAGUUAAUUUGUCAAGUCGAUGUCAAUGAUCGUUGUUGA
Molecule: messenger RNA, 2257 nt
Organism: Colias croceus (clouded yellow)
Lineage: Eukaryota; Metazoa; Arthropoda; Insecta; Lepidoptera; Pieridae
Gene: Cpes
Product: ceramide phosphoethanolamine synthase
Exons: 1
Coding region: 622-1737 (371 amino acids)
Biological process (GO): phospholipid biosynthetic process
Cellular component (GO): membrane
Molecular function (GO): phosphotransferase activity, for other substituted phosphate groups
Source: RefSeq, a predicted model, not a curated record